Molecule: messenger RNA, 1218 nt
Organism: Alternaria conjuncta
Lineage: Eukaryota; Fungi; Ascomycota; Dothideomycetes; Pleosporales; Pleosporaceae
Exons: 2
Coding region: 1-1218 (405 amino acids)
Source: RefSeq, a predicted model, not a curated record
AUGUUCGACAUCAAUCUCGUUCUUAGACUCCUGACGUUUAAAAUCCCAACAACCGUCGAGAAGCAACGCAACAUCGCCACCGCAUUCAUGGCUACUCUCGGGGAUAUGAGGAAGCAGUUGUCCGAUAUUGUAGCCAAUGUCAAAACGAAAGGCUAUCAGAUAGAGGACGCCAUCCCAGACGUCUUACGCGAUCACUUCAAGGAGUUGAGCGAACUCAAAGCAGCGCGAGAGUACAUUAGGGAGAUUCAAGAUCGUGAGCAACACCUGCAAACUCAUAACAAUACAUUGCGAGCGAAAAUCAAGGAAAAGGAAGCAGAGAUUGACGACCAACCAGCAGAGUUCAAGGCGCUCAAAGUCGAUCUCCAACAGGCGCACCGGCAGAUCGAAUACUACCGUGAGCUUGCUGAAGAUUCGCAACGGCGUGCACAACGUUACGAGCGCGAGCUUGCUCUCGCUGUCACGGACCAAGCUGCCUCCGAUGAAAUUAUCGCCAGAGCUGACCGUUUGCAAAAAGAGCUAGAACAACUUCAGUUCACCAUUGUGCAACUACAGGCCGAGAACGAACGGGCAGCUGAAACUUUCACCAACCUUCGCGCACACGACGCAGCGAUCAUAGCAGCCAACGAAGCUAAAUUUGCAAAGAUACUGUCUCAUACGUCUGAAGUCGAGAAUGAAAGCGAGCAAUUUAGCGAAACGUUCACUACGCUCAUUCACGACUUAGAGUCUGAGGUUUUAUCUGCUUCCGCCUCUCUUAACGAUAAGGCUGCUCUGGUACAGAAAACAGAGACGCUGUAUAACGCCAUCGUUAGUGAGGCAGCACCUUUAGAUCGGUUCUUCUCUCGCGCAUUCAGGAUAUUGAACAUCUACCAAAUUCUUUUCCGGUCGCUUUCCGAUCCAGCCCACUCCAGCACUUCAAGUUUGCCCCUUGAGCUAGAUCCGCUCAUGGAAGGAGCCAGCCAGGACUUGUAUGUCUACGAGCAGGUGCAUCGGACGAUGUGCGAGGACCAUGGUCUUGCUGGAGAGCGAGCUCGUACACAUCUCAAUGGUAUUUCGAAAAGCGCGAACGAGAUGAUGCUAAGCUUCAAUUCCAUCAAAGCUGACGUAGCAAUGUUUUUGACUCGUCUGAAGAAAGAGCCAGGCAGUUGGGUGGCUAUGAGGGCGAAGUUUGGUGGGUCUAGUAAGAAGAAGGGGAUAGGAAAGCGUUUUUCCAUGGGCUAA